Messenger RNA from Neolamprologus brichardi, 1697 nucleotides. Lineage: Eukaryota; Metazoa; Chordata; Actinopteri; Cichliformes; Cichlidae. The record is from RefSeq and is a predicted model, not a curated record.
AGAUGACCUCCAGCAACUGCAGUCAGACGGGGUGCCGUCAGAGGUCACCGACUGGCUGGCUUCCACUUUCACCCAGAAGAUCCGCCGUCCUACGCGACGCUCCGAUGAGAAGCCCAAGUUUCGCAGCAUUGUGUAUGCAGUGCAAGCUGGGAUAUUUGUGGAGCGGAUGUUCAAGAGGGCCUACACAGCAGCCAUGCCGGACCAACCUGCAGCGGUCGUAAAUUGCCUCAGGGACGUGGACCGUUGGAGCUUUGAUGUGUUUGCUCUGAACUCAGCCAGCUCCGAUCACGCACUCCGAACUCUGUUCUUUGAGCUGAUCACCAGAUAUGAGCUCAACAGUCGCUUUAAGAUUCCCAUCUCGUGCCUCACAGAAUUUCUGUCCGCGCUGGAGAGAGGAUACUGCAAAUACAACAACCCCUACCACAACCACGUUCACGCUGCUGAUGUAACUCAGACUCUGCACUGUCUGCUGCUGCGCUCCGGACUCGUGCACUGGCUGACAGAGCUCGAGGUGAUGGCAUCCCUGUUUGCUGCAGCCAUCCAUGACUAUGAACACACGGGAACUACAAAUAACUUUCACAUCCACACAAAGUCAGAGUUUGCAUUGAUCUACAAUGACCGGUCUGUACAAGAGAGCCAUCACCUGAGCGCAGCCUUUCGCCUACUGCUGGAUGACCAAAUGAACAUCUUUAUUAAUUUGACGCGGGAGGAAUGGAUGGAGCUGCGGUCACUCGUUAUAGAGAUGGUGUUGUCCACGGACAUGUCCUCCCACCUUCUCCAGGUCAAAGCGAUGAAAUCCUGUCUACAACAACAAGAACGGAUUGACAAGCCCAAAGCACUGUCUCUGUUACUGCACACGGCUGACAUAAGUCAUCCAUCCAAGCCUUGGGCGCUGCACUCUCGCUGGACCAAAGCCUUGAUGGAGGAGUUUUUCAGACAGGGUGAUAGAGAGGCAGAGCUCGGCCUCCCCUUCUCUCCACUGUGUGAUCGACAAACCACCCUAGUAGCUGAAUCCCAGAUCGGUUUCAUAGACUUCAUUGUGUAUCCUACAUUUUCUCUGCUGACCGAUAUGGCUGAAAAGAUUGUUAUUCCUUUGGUGGAAGAGAACCCAGGUCCACCAGACCCCUGCAACAGACAUAGUAAUCUUUGGAAGGAGAGCUCCAGAGGCCUGCAGUGGAGCCUCGCACACAUCACAGCUGAGCUGGUGAGCUUCCGCUCCACUUGGACACGGCACACUGAGGACAACAAGCUCAAAUGGAAGGAAAGUGGCUCAAAUGGAUUUUCAGACCCCGGCGAGACAAAAGAGCAGCGAUCGAGACAAGAAGUGCUGUCGGAAAAAUCCCUGCAAGACCCCACUACAGAUACAAAAUAGCAGACGGCUGUUCAUUUGUAAUACGUGUUUGCAGAAUAGAAAAAAAGUAACAUUUUUGUAACAAAACUCAGAUACCUUUUACUUUAAAAACUGAGAGAUCUUACCAAGGUAAGAUGUAGCGUAAUCACAGAAACUUCCUCAUGUCUCAUUUUAAAUGUAGCAUACUACAAUAAUUUAAACACAAAAGUACACAUGCUGGUCAUGUUAUACAGUCUAGUCCAUAUCAUUAAUUUAAUUUGUCAUCUAAACAGCUGUAAGUUACAUUUGAACUUUCAAAGCAUAAAACAAUCAUUUAACCUUAAAAUAAACUUUGUGUCAUAUAUGA